Archocentrus centrarchus (flier cichlid) is the source of this 3227-nucleotide messenger RNA. It is a transcript of the gene nr1d1, whose product is annotated as nuclear receptor subfamily 1, group d, member 1. Gene Ontology annotation, molecular function: nuclear receptor activity; zinc ion binding; RNA polymerase II cis-regulatory region sequence-specific DNA binding. The record is from RefSeq and is a predicted model, not a curated record. Lineage: Eukaryota; Metazoa; Chordata; Actinopteri; Cichliformes; Cichlidae. Gene Ontology annotation, cellular component: nucleus. Gene Ontology annotation, biological process: positive regulation of transcription by RNA polymerase II; cell differentiation; negative regulation of transcription by RNA polymerase II. The transcript has 8 exons. Bases 277 to 2097 code for a protein of 606 amino acids.
UUUCUGCCGCGUGCGGGCACGGCGGCCCCCGCACCUUCAUCAUUAUCACCAUCAUCAGCGCACCGCUGCGCGCGCGCUGUUUCCCUACUCUUACAGACAGAGGUGCGCGUGCAGCAAGUCGGACUGUUGGGCUCCGCGUGCAGCAGGAAUUCUUCUUCUUUGGUGUCCCCUUCUCCCACUGGUGCCUGUGAUGCGUGCGCAGCCGCAGGUUUCUGGGACUUUUAAACCAGGCUCGUGUGUGUGACUGUUUUGGAUGUAACACAGACCACCGCUGCCAUGGACACAAACAACAACAACAACAACAACGCAGGAGGUGUGAUCUCCUACGUGGGCUCCUGUGGAGGCUCUCCGACCCGGACCAGCCCCGUCUCCAUGUACAGUGAGAACUCCAACUCCCAGCCCUUCUUCACCUCCUCCUCCUCUUUGACCCCCACCUUCCUCAGCAGCAGCUCCAGUUCGGGCUCCGCGGGAGACGACGGCUCCUCCUCGGCCUCCUCCUCAUCGGGAGGCUCGCCUCGAGGCCGCGAUGACGGCGGCUCUCUGAGGUCAUCGCCCAGCAAGUCUGUGGCCAGUCUGACCAAGCUGAACGGCAUGGUGCUGCUCUGUAAGGUCUGCGGUGACGUGGCCUCAGGUUUCCAUUACGGAGUUCACGCCUGCGAAGGCUGCAAGGGCUUCUUCCGCCGCAGCAUCCAGCAGAACAUCCAGUACAAGAAGUGCGUGAAGAACGAGAGCUGCACCAUCGUGAGGAUCAACAGGAACCGCUGCCAGCAGUGUCGCUUCAAGAAGUGUCUCUCUGUGGGCAUGAGCCGCGACGCGGUGCGUUUCGGGCGGAUCCCGAAGCGCGAGAAACAGAGGAUGUUAGCCGAGAUGCAGAGCGCCAUGAACAACAUGAUGAACGACCAGCUGCAGAGCGACUUCCAGCUCGCCAGCCUGUCCUCCUCCUCCUCCUCCUCCUCCUCCUCUUCCUCCACCUCCUCCUCGCCGAGCCCGGGGGUGACCAUUGCCCCCCAGCCUCAACCCUCAGCCCUGCCUCCAGCCCCCUCCUCGCCUUCCCCACCUGCCUCGGCCUCCUCUUCUUCCCCUCCACCACCGCCUCCCGUCCGACAGAGCACCUCUCCCACGUGCUCCCCACCCCCCAGCCCCGGGAUGGACUCCACCAUCAGCGCCAUUGCCCGCGCUCACCGCGAGACCUUCCUGUACGCUCACGACAAGCUGGCCAAUAACCACACCCACCACAAUGGAGAGGCAGAGCUCUGGGGUCCCAACCGCUGCCCCAACGGUUAUCAUGCCAAUGGCCUCAACACCAUCUACCGCCACAAUAACAACCUGGCCACAGAGUGCUACCUGCCAGAGAACGGCCACAGGCAUCAGUACCACAGCAACGGGAGGCAGAGCCAGCAUAGCGGUAACCCCAUCAGAGGUCCUGCUGAUCAUGUGACUCAGGAGCAGAACUGUCCAAUGAAGAAGUGCACAGGGAUCGUGCUGGCUUGUCCGAUGAAUAUGCAGCCUCACGCCGACCCCUCAAAGACCCCCCAGCAGAUCUGGGAGGACUUCUCGCUGUCCUUCACCCCCGCCGUCAGGGAGGUGGUGGAGUUCGCCAGACAUAUCCCAGGAUUCAGCAGUCUGUCCCAAAACGACCAGGUGACCCUGCUGAAGGCUGGCACCUUUGAGGUGCUGAUGGUGCGAUUCGCGUCGCUGUUCAACGUGAAAGAACAGACGGUGACGUUUGUCUCCGGCACCACCUACAGCCUGGAGGAGCUGCGGGCGAUGGGGAUGACUGGCCUGCUGGGAGCCAUGUUUGAUUUCAGCCAUAAAUUGGCGGCGCUGGAGCUGAACAGCGAGGAGCUGGGACUGUUCACCGCCGUGGUGCUCGUAUCAGCAGACCGCUCCGGCAUCGAAGACGUGGCGUCGGUGGAGCAGCUGCAGGAGAAUCUGAUCCGAGCUCUUCGCUCGUUGGUCAACAACAAUGCCCCUGAGAGCAACCAGCACAACGUGGACUCGCCGCGCUUCACCAAACUGCUGCUGAAGUUGCCCGACCUGCGGACACUGAACAACAUGCACUCUGAGAAGCUGCUGUCCUUCCGCAUCGACGCCUGAUGACCUCAAUAUGAUGUCACCGUGACAUCGCCACGCUCUCCAACAUCAAACGUCAUCCAGACCGCAUCGUACAGACUGACAUGACGAUGAUGUCAUCAGCAGAACUUUUCAGCUCAUGUGGCGCCCCGCCAAAAUGAAAGUCUGCUCACACAGUCAGUGCUUGAGAACCAGGCCUCCAUUUUUACACUGUUUUACCCCAAACUCUUAGCUUAGCUUAGCUCAGCUCAUGGACUGGAAGCAGGGGAAACUGUUAGCCUAGCCUAGCCAACCCAAGUCUUUGACCUUACUCCAGUGACCCCAGCAGGAAGUGUGAAAUAUGAAAGUCAAGAAACGUAACAUGAGGACAGCAGUCAAAAUAUAACGCAUUUUAGCAAAGCUAAUACUGAGUAUGCUAACUAAAGUGCCCUUUAACUGCAGUUUACUUUGAAACUGAGAAUUAAGAUGUGCUUGUUCAUUUUCACUUCCACUUCCUGUUGAUGAUCUCUGUGAUAAACAUCCAGGAUUAAACUCGAGGAACCACCUGAGAAACCAGAGAAAGCCCCAUUAAUUCAGCUUCUUUCACUGAGAUUUGUCUCAACAAAGAGAGUUUGGCUGCUUUUAAUUUGAAAGUUUUACUGAAUGGAUGCAAAUACAGGCUGAAGGUGCCCCUUUAAAAGCUCCUCACCUUUAAACCCUGUUAAUGUAGAAGGAUCCAGAAGGUUUUUAGAAACUUUGGGAUCAGCUUCUUCGGAUUUUAGCGGCUGUUACUCUGAAAUCUGUCGCUCUGGGGCUGCAGCGGCCUCUCCUUCGACUCUUCCGGUACGAACUAAUUCAUCCUGAACUUCCAAAUGAGCAAACUGUGGAGCGACUGGAAAGGUGACUCCACCCACUGAUAAGAUGGAGGAGGCGGAGCGUGACGUGGCGCCGCCCCACACAAACCUUAUGCAGCUGAUGUUCUGUAAAAACAAACUGUAAAUAGCCACAAACACAAAGAUCCAGUUAUACUUGAACUGUUUGCUCUGAGAUCUGUUAUACACCUAUUUUUUGUUAAUAUGAAUAUAUACCUGUGCAGAUAUGAUGUACGACAGCGUGGAAAUGCACCUGAUGGAGAGGAGAUCUCUGAUUUUAAUCUGUGGUUUAUGUUGUAAAGA